Poeciliopsis prolifica (blackstripe livebearer) is the source of this 5294-nucleotide messenger RNA. It is a transcript of the gene trim25l, whose product is annotated as tripartite motif containing 25, like. The record is from RefSeq and is a predicted model, not a curated record. Lineage: Eukaryota; Metazoa; Chordata; Actinopteri; Cyprinodontiformes; Poeciliidae. Gene Ontology annotation, molecular function: zinc ion binding; protein binding. The transcript has 15 exons. The coding region runs from base 2733 to 5114 and encodes 793 amino acids.
UUAUGAGAUAGAUAAUCUGUGGAAAGACCAAUCUUCUCCACUUCCUCUCUGAGCUGCUAUGACUCUAGAGAAAUGGACGAAAAACAACCAAUCAGAGCCAGGAGUCGGGGCUUAGUGCUGUCAAUCAUCCUCAUGUACUCACUGUUAAAUGUGCUAAUGGAAGAGAAACAACUUGCCUUUACAAAAAACUGUUUACUGCUGUUAUUGAUAGCCAUGCUAACUAGACUUAGCAUAACAUUCUGACUGAUUGGUUGGGGGAAGCGCAGUUUUUUUUUUUUUCACAGAUUAUCUGUCUCGUCUAUCACAACAUUUUUUUUAUUUGUAUUUUUUAUAAAAAUGACUUACUGCAGGUUUAAGUGAUUGCUAACUCCCACCUGUAGGUGACAGUACUUCUUCUUUCUUCUCCACUGCUGCCUCAGUCUUACUUGAAUUCUCAUUGUAGUCUGCGACCGAAACGCCAAGUAACAAAAAGUCACAUUUACUAUCACACAUAAAUACAAAUAUUUCUAAACUGUUAUUUUGAUGGCAAAAAAAUACAAAACCAAAAUCCUGGAGGGCCUGAUGAAUGUGAAAAAAUGUUCAAAACUCCCUUUUGGUUUUCUCCAGCUUCAUGCUUCAUGAUUGUAAUUUUGCCCUGAAAGCUUGAUGGAGUUUACCGCUGAAGUGAUGUUCGCCACUUCUCUGCUAGCACAUUUCUCCCAAGUUUCUUUGUCAGAAACAUAAAUCAGGAAAUCUGUCUCGUACAGAUUUGUGUUUCCCUUCGUCCAUUCUUCAGAUAAAGUUUUGUUUCUCAAAAUUAGGGUCAUGGCAUGAAAAAGAAAAAAGAUAACGCUCUUCCAAGUGUAGCUAUUUCUACAUUAAGAUGUACUAAAAAUGUUCAAACAUUUUAACAACCCAUUCAACAGCAAUAACUCUCGGUAGAUUUUUACUAUCUAAUUUUAUCAGCUUUAGAGCUUUGCUUUUCUUUCUUGAGGUUUUAAACUGCAAGAAAUCCCAUGUCAUCACACCUCCAGCACCAUGCUUUGAUUCUCAAGAGAAUACACAAGACAAGUUGACAGAGAAACUUAUCUUGUUUCUGUCUUGCAGAUGGCAAAAAUUGGUUGAUUUUCAGUUUGAUUGACCCUUAUUAGAGACUGGAUGAUUGCAGACUUGCUCUUUUUGGUCCUGCCUGUUGGAAAAGCUAAUAUGUUAAUAUUUCAAGUGAACAGUUUUGUCUUUGCUUCAUAAUAUUGUUGCAUCUCUGUUUUACUGUGAUCUUGUUGUCAUGAUCAUGAUGCCAUCUCCUUCGUCUUGUUUCCUUUAGCUGCACUGAACAAUUCAAACAACAGAUCUCUAUUGACAGCAUUCACAAUUUGGUAGUAGAUAAAUCCAAAACCUCUUACGUACAACAACUGCAGGCCUUCUCGAGACAUUUUUUCUGGUAGUGCAAAAUGGAAAUGUAAACACUUCACAUACACUUCAUUAUAAUUAAAUUCAAAACCUGCUCUGGCAAACAUUAUUGUGAUUAAGCAAAAGAAAGCGACCCCAUUGAGGGAUUUAGGAUUUGAUAAAGCCAAGUAUUGCGUCGUACAAAUAGGUUGAGUUUUCUCCCACAGGAACAGAUCAUUACAUGGCACUUGUAGAUUCUGUUUGUCAUGUUUUAAUUCUAAAAAAUGUUUUUAUGUGGAAUAACAAAACAACACAGCAGUCAUUACUCAAAGUUUAUGAUUCUGGUGUCAAAAAUCACUACAAAUUGUGAGGAAACAUUAAAUUCUAAUAACAUUCACACAUCAUUUUGCAUAAAUUAGGUUAAUAAGGUUGAUUUGUUUACAGAGUUAAAUUGUACAAGUUUUGUAAUAAACUAUGUUUCAUGGUAAAGCUUUUAUUUCCAAAGAUAAAAAUAAAUAAACCCUGUAUUAGCAGGUAGCUAGUUUUCUGCUAGCUUAGUCGUGCUUCUGUUUCAAAGUGAUUUGAAAUGUUUGUUAGCUGUGGAAUGGUGAUGAAAGCACAAGGUAUUAGCCUAGCCUAGCUUAUGCUAUCAUUAGCUAGGCUAGGCUAACUAGUAUUAGCCUAGCCACUGUAUUCCGAGGUGGAGUUUUAGAUCAUUGUUGUGUUAUAACCUAAGCUAGAUUGAGCUAAAGGACACAACCUGACAGCCUAUAGGCUAUGAUUAUUUGUUAACUCUGAUCCAUCAUUAGCUUACAGCAAAAAGUUAAUAUCAGUAUCUUUGUAUUUACUUUAUUGGAUUUUCUGAAACAAUUGUGAUAAAAAAUUUAAAACCCAAGUAAAUUAAGGGAGUGAAUAGCCCUCAGUAGCCAAACCAGCAUGACUGACUCAUUUUACCAUUCUUUAGGGAGGUACUGUGAUUUUCCUUAAAGUAACUCCUCCUAUACUGAUUCGCUAUUUGAAGAUCCAAGACUUUUUUUUUUAACUCUCCCUAAAUCUAUCUCUACUUCACUCUUGUGACCAGGAAAGAAACCUAAACCUGAAAGUUUCUUGUAGUCCUGCAUCACAUGAACAGCACAAUGACCAGACACUCACAUUCAGCAGUUUUCUGCCAACACCCGUUUCCCCAGCUAGACUUGCCUGGUGAGUUUGGCCCCACCCAUCUCUUCUUUUUGCUUUCUCUCACCUGAGACUCAACAUUUUCCUCCUGAGAAUCUGGGUUGCGCACAAUCUUCCAGAAUUUCUGGAUUAAUCUUGAGGACUCAGCUAAACAUCUCUGGACUUUCUUUGUAUUUGGCUGAAUCACAAUGAGUGGGAAACUGUGGACGGAGGAGCAGUUCAACUGCCCCGUGUGUCUUGAUCUCCCCAAUGAUCCAGUCACCAUACCCUGCGGACACAGCUACUGUAUGGCCUGCAUCAGAGACUUCUGGAGCAAGGAUGACCCCAAAGGGAUUUACAGCUGCCCCCAGUGCCGCCAGACCUUCUGCCCCAAGCCGCCCUUGUCCAGAAACACCAUGCUGGCCGAGGCUGUGGAGCAGCUCCGCAAAGGGGCCCUCAAAUCAGAAGUUCGAGACUCCAUCCGAAGCGCUCGCGGGUUAUCCUCUAGAUCCAAGUCCAAGCUGUCCACCGGAGCUGUUCUGUGCGACAUGUGCAAAGGGGAGCAGCGUGCCGCCGUGAAAAGCUGCCUGGCGUGCAUGAGCUCCUUCUGCGAGUCCCACCUGAAGCCUCACCAGACCAAGAAGUCUCUUAAGCAGCAUGAGCUCAUCCCGCCAACCAGCAAUCUGGCGGAGAAGAUCUGCACCCAGCACAAGUACCUGCAGGAGUUCUUCUGUCGCCAGUGCAAGAUGUUUGUUUGCUGGCUGUGCACCAGCAAUCAGCACAAAGACCACGAGUGUGUGUCUACCAAGGCUGAGCGACUGGAGCGACAGAAGCUGCUUUCAGACAUCCAAGCAGACAACCAGCUGAAGCUGAAACACAGGGAGCAGGAGCUGAAGGAUUUGAAGAAGAUGAUGGAAGGAGUGAAGCGUUCUGCAGACAAGGUGCACGAUGAGACAGAGAACAUUCUGGGCGAGCUGCUGCGCUCCGUGGAGCGUCUGCAGGACGUGGUGGAGGAGAUACUGGACCAGUCCAGCCUGGAGAAGAUGAACCAGGCCCAGGAGGUCGCCGACAACCUGGAGGCCGAGAUCAGGGAGCGGAGGAAGAGGGACACGGAAAUGAAGGACCUGGCGGACUGUGUAGACAACAUCUACUACCUCCAGACUUGCGACACCAUGAGCAGUCCCCUUGACUGCGGCGACCUGCCCGCCGUGCACGUCAAUCACAAUGCGACCUUUGAACCCGUUCUAGAAGUAGUGCUGGCCCUCAGGGACCGAGUGGAGGAUCUGUGCAAUCAGGAGCUGGGGAAGAUCAACAAGCAAGUCAAUGAAACCAAACUGUUCACUUUGGGAAACUCCAGCCGUUUGGGAGGGAAAAACGUUUUUCGUGAUUUGUUUUCCGGUCUGAGUAAAAGCAACAACAACCGUACCCCGACUUCAAGCAUUUCACUGGAUGUCCGAAGUGCAGACCGACAAGGACUAGCAGCACUCAGAGGUCCCAACGUAAGGAGCAGGGACGCACCUCGAGACAGAGGAAACACAAACUCGCCCAGACGAAGACGAGAGGAGAGAGAGAGAGAGGAGCGGGAGUCUAAUCCCAGCCCCACACCCAGCCGCAGAGGGGGCCAGUCUCUCUGGAGCAGGUCUAGUCAAAACCCGGUCGCCCCUCCUGCAGCUACGACUCCUACUCCAAUCCCAGCCACUCCCAUUCCCACUCCAGCUCCAGCUCCAGCUUCAUCCACUGCGUUCAGCAGGAUGGCGUCGAUCAGCAGUCUGUUUCGCUCACACCGACGAGGCGCCAACCAGGCCACACCGGUUAAUAACACCGCAGCUGCAGGAGGAAACCUGGGCGGGAUGGCGGAUCUGUUAGAAACACCAACAGAGAUUAACCCAGGUCUGUUCUUGGACACGCCUCUACCUAACGCCAUGACUCAAGCUCCAGCUUUUCCUGCAUUGAGAGAAAUCAACCUUGACAGCAUCCAGGCACCAGAACCAAGAUCCAGAGAGGAGUUUCUCCAGUAUUCUGUGAUCCUGACCCUUGACCCUAACACAGCUCACAAGCGCCUGGUACUCUCCGAAGGCAACACCAAGGCUACCCUGCAGGGUCCGACGCAGCCGUACGCCGACACACCCCAGCGCUUCGACGGCUGGACCCAGGUGAUGUGCCAGAGCCCGCUGCAGGCCCAGCGCUGCUACUGGGAGGUGGAGUGGAGGGGGCGUGGCUCCUCAGUGGGCGUGGCCUACGCCUCGCUGAGCAGGAAGGGCAACGACGCCCGGUCUGGCCUCGGCUACAACGCCCAGUCCUGGACGCUGGAGCUGUCCGACACCUGCUGCUCGGCGAUGCACGCCAACGAGAAGAGGGACAUCCCCGUCACCUACUCGCCCCGCCUGGGCGUCUACGCCGAUCUGUCGGCGGGGAUGCUGGCAUUCUACAGCGUGGCGGAUAACAUGAUGCACCUCCACAGCUUCAGGGCUAACUUCACCCAGCCGAUUUAUGCGACGUUCGGAGUGGGGAGCGGGGUCGGGGUGGGUCUGGACUUCGCCCUGGGGCAGUUCUCAUCCAGCUGUGACAGCAUUAAGAUCUGUCCACUGUGAGGCGGCGGGUCGGAGCGCUGAACGAUUAAACCGAGGUAAAGCUAUCGAGAGUCUGGUUGUAAGGAUUCAAAUCCCCAUCCCCUUCAUUUUUUUCUUUCAAAUUUAAUGUAUGGAUCAACACAAAUUGGUGCAAAAUUUAAAAGUUUAACUCAAAUUUUACCAAUAAAAAUCUAAAAAGAG